Messenger RNA from Mucor mucedo, 2014 nucleotides. Its product is annotated as stretch-activated Ca2+-permeable channel component-domain-containing protein. The coding region runs from base 70 to 1593 and encodes 507 amino acids. Lineage: Eukaryota; Fungi; Mucoromycota; Mucoromycetes; Mucorales; Mucoraceae. The record is from RefSeq and is a predicted model, not a curated record. Gene Ontology annotation, biological process: calcium ion import across plasma membrane. Gene Ontology annotation, molecular function: calcium channel activity; protein binding. The transcript has 2 exons.
UACUCUUUUUUUUUUGUUUUUCAUUAGACUAUUUAAGAAAAGAAAAGUAAUCAGAAAGACCAUUGAAGAAUGACUUUGAAAUGUUUAUAUGUGCUAGUAGCUAUUAUUUACUAUACAAGUCUAGUUAUUGCUCAGUCUACCACAACAUUACUCAAGGAUAAUCAGAUCUUGUCAAAUUCGGUUGCAGCAGGUUCAUACAAUUACUAUUAUUUUUCAAUUCCUGCAACAGGUCAUGUCUUUGGUAAAAGGGCCUUUUCCAACAUAUUUUUAUCUUCAAGUACCUGUAGCCAACCAAUACCACCAAGCACCUUCAAAGAUGCCAUACCCUCUGUCGACAUGUAUAUAUCCCUCUCAAAAGAUAACCCAUUACCAGGUCCCGACAACGGCAUUACAGUAACUGAUGGCCUUCAUGGACUAUCGACUUGGACAAGCCCUGAUUCUAUUUCAGAGAUCUGGAUUGCAGUUGGGGCAACAGCUUUACCAAAUACCUGGACAGGCAACUGGACAUACGAAAUUGGUGUUUCAACUAGCCAAAUAAUGCACCCAGUAUUUAUAAAUGAGAAAAGGAACAUGUCAACACCUUUUUUGAUUAUGGAAGAUACUGAUAGAACAAAUGCCUUGUUUACAUCAAACCCGUUUACGGGAUCUCCACCCAACUCUACGAUUUUGAUUACAGCAAACUUGCCAAAGGAGUUACAAUACUCACUUUGUGCAGCCAAGUUAUACGAUCUUCCGAAUUAUACUGUCAACACAUCAAUUACUGAACGUGGGCCCUGGAAUCUUCCUAGACAUCAAUUUAUGGUCUCCAAUCUGACACAAGAUACAUUAUACUCUGCUUAUCUUGUACAAAGUGUUGGAACAACAUUAGGAUUAACAACUCCAGUUUCUCUAAGCACGAAAAUAGAUGCUAAUUGCCGAAUUAUUUAUGAUUUACCAUUUUGUAACCAGGUGGCCUAUAGUGUGCCUACCAAUCCUGACACCUUUUCCACAGAAAACAUAUGGGACAUUGCUACUCAAUAUGACACACAGGCACUAGAAAAAUUUCAGCCUUUUGGAACUGCACUCUCCCAAUUUAAUUGCGACACAACUCAAUACUCUCUUGUUCGUAAUUGUACUGAUUGCUAUCGGGAUUAUAAGACUUGGUUAUGUGCUGUGACAAUUCCCAGAUGUACGGAUUCCACUACAAGUGGUGAUUUGAGUCAAAAUACAGAUGACCUGCCAACGUCUCCUGCUCUUCGUGAUAUAUCUGUGGGUGCCUCUAGAAAUCCCUGGGUAGAUGAAAUAAUGAAGCCGGGCGAAUGGACCGAGCUUUUGCCCUGUAUUGAUUUGUGCUAUCAUGUAGUUCAAAGUUGUCCCCCUUUCUUGCAGUUUUACUGUCCUGGGGGUGAUUUGGCAACAGUGCAAUAUGGAUACUGGCAAAAUGGAUCUGCCUUGGCCAAUGGCACGUUGUAUCAUUUCGAUGUAAAUAAUCCCACUUGUAAUCGUAUGGGUGUAAACACAUCCUUGUUGACAAUUAGUGGCUCUUCACACUUACAUAUGCAUGCUAGAUUUAUAAUUAUUUUGAUCAUUGCCGUUAUUGUUCUCAAUGUUUAAUAAAGGCGGAUUUACAUGUUCAUUUUAUUUAUAAAUUAGAAGUUUCCUGACCACCAAGCAAGAUUUCAUGAACACAUUUUCUUGAAGAUUGCAAAAUUUGCAAAAACUUGAAGGCUAUGUUCAAGUACAUCGUUUCAUUAAUGGAAGUAUCGUCAAUCACGCUCGUCAAGAAAUUAAGGUUGUUUGGACUCUAAUUUUAUGAUGAUCAAGUAUCUAUUUAGAAAACAGAUUUGCUUUUCCUGAACUGAUUUGAUUAAAAAAAAAAGGGGGGAGAAAGGUCCUCUCCACAUAACACCGAGUGGUUUUGUCAGUGAUCAGCAAAACAUAUCAGUUGCAACAGUAGUUGUGAAAAGACAAAUCAAGAAAUAUGUAGCUUCAGAAACCACUUUGACGUAGACAAUGUCUUUCCGUCAUAUACUUU